AUAUAGAAAAAUUAAAAAACGUCUAAGUGCGAAAAAAGGGAUUAGUUUACUGAAAGUAAAGCAUUCGGGCAAAAUUUUCUAUUAUAAGUGGAUACUUAUCGCCUUAUUAUAUCUAAAUUUUCAGAUAAGUGAAAAUUAUUUAUAUUAAAAAUAACCUCUCUAAAUCACUUCCGCAAAAUCCACGUUGCUUGCAGACAACUUCAAGACAGUGAGUAAGCGAGCCUUGACGGAGCGCGAAUGUCGCUUUCUAUCAUUUGAAGACUAUUUUCUUGAUCGUCGACUAGAAACUAAGCAAAAUUCUGGCAAAAUUGUGCGCGUUCGUGCCCGAUGUCUAGUGCUGAAGUCGCCGAUAAUUCCGUUGACCCCCCGGCGAAAAAGCGGAAGCUAAAUACAGGAGAAGCCCGUUCCAAAUCCUCAGCAAUGGCGAACAAUGGAACGCGUGUGGAGGAUGAAAUCGACGAGAGCCUGUACUCGCGCCAGCUUUACGUUUUGGGCCACGAUGCCAUGCGACGGAUGGCCAGCUCGGAUGUGCUCAUAUCGGGACUUGGUGGGUUAGGCGUAGAAGUCGCCAAGAAUGUGAUUUUAGGUGGCGUUAAAUCCGUCACUUUGCACGAUGAAAGAACGUGCACCGUUGCAGACUUAUCGUCUCAGUUUUAUCUGUCAGAGAGUGUGAUCGGUCAGAACCGUGCCCUGGCUUCGUGUGAGCAACUCUCAGAGCUUAAUCAUUACGUGCCGACGACGGCGUAUACGGGCCCGCUGACUGAGGAAUUCCUGAGGAAGUUCCGUGUGGUGGUGCUAACUGGUGCUUCGUGGGCGGAGCAGGAACGUAUCGCAGCUAUUACCCAUGCUAACAAUAUAGCCCUUGUCAUUGCAGACACUAGGGGCUUGUUCUCCCAAGUGUUCUGUGACUUUGGACCAGAGUUCACUGUGGUGGAUGUAACAGGCGAGAACCCCGUGUCUGCUAUGAUAGCAGACAUCACACAUGAGUAUGAAGCAGUGGUCACCUGCCUGGAUGACACUCGUCAUGGCCUGGAGGACGGGGACUAUGUCACAUUCAGUGAGGUUCAAGGCAUGACAGAGCUGAAUGGCUGCGAGCCACGGAAGAUCAAAGUCCUCGGCCCGUACACCUUCAGCAUUGGAGACACAACCAACUGCACCAAAUACGAACGUGGAGGCAUCGUCACACAAGUCAAGAUGCCAAAAAAACUCACAUUCAAACCGUUGAAGGACUCAUUCAAAUCCCCGGAAUUCGUAGUGACUGAUUUUGGAAAGUUUGAUUACCCCCAGCAGUUGCAUAUAGCGUUUGCAGCAUUGCACAAGUUUGAGUCCGGUGAGGGCAGGUUACCGAAGCCUUGGAGUACGGAGGAUGUGACCAAGUUCAUGGAUUAUGUGAAGCAGGUGGUUCAGGAGUGGACGCUGAAGAAUGGCGAGAUGGAAGUCAAUACGGAGCUGCUGGAGGUGUUCUGUAAGGUAUCAGCUGGAGAUCUGAACCCGAUGAACGCGGCCAUCGGCGGCGUGGUGGCCCAGGAGGUGAUGAAGGCCUGCUCCGGCAAGUUCCACCCAGUCAUGCAGUGGCUGUACCUUGACGCUGUCGAGUGCCUGCCCAAGGACCGCUCGGCUUUGAACGAGGAUGUCUGCAAGCCCAUCGGCUCCAGAUACGAUGGGCAGGUGGCGGUCUUUGGCAGGGACUUCCAGAAGAGACUCGGGCAGUUGAAAUACUUUAUUGUUGGCGCCGGCGCAAUCGGCUGCGAGCUCCUGAAGAACUUCGCGAUGAUCGGCGUGGGCGCCGGCGAGGGCCGCGUCACCGUCACCGACAUGGACCUCAUCGAGAAGUCCAACCUUAACCGGCAGUUCCUCUUCCGCCCGCACGAUGUCCAGAAACCCAAGUCUAGCACUGCUGCUAAGGUGAUCAAGCGCAUGAAUCCGUCAAUGAACGUGCUCGCCCAAGAGAACCGCGUGUGCCCGGAGACGGAGGCGGUGUACGACGACCAGUUCUUCGAGGAGCUGGACGGGGUGGCCAACGCGCUGGACAAUGUGGACGCGCGCAUCUACAUGGACCGCCGCUGCGUAUACUACAGGAAACCGUUGCUCGAGAGCGGCACUCUUGGGACCAAGGGGAAUACGCAGGUCGUAGUCCCCUUCCUGACCGAGUCAUACAGCUCAUCUCAGGACCCACCAGAGAAGUCCAUCCCAAUUUGCACCCUGAAGAACUUCCCCAACGCUAUCGAACACACACUGCAGUGGGCCCGUGAUGAGUUUGAAGGCCUGUUCCGACAGGCCGCCGAACACGCGGCCCAGUACCUGAGAGAUCCACAUUUCCUGGAGCGCACUAUGAAGCUGCCUGGUAGCCAGCCGCUAGAUGCCAUUGAGAGUGUGCGCAACGCAAUCAACGACCGCCCCCAAAACUUCGCGGACUGCGUCACGUGGGCCCGCCUGCACUGGGAGGCGCAGUACUCCAACCAGAUCAAGCAGCUGCUGUUCAACUUCCCCCCGGACCAGCAGACCACCAGCGGCGCCCCCUUCUGGUCCGGCCCCAAGCGCUGUCCGGACCCGCUCACCUUCGACCCCAAUGAUGAGCUGCAUCUGGACUACAUUGUCGCUGCAGCCAACCUGCGAGCCACCGUGUACGGCCUCCCGAACUGCGUAGACAGGGAAAGCAUUGCCAAGAUCGCUGCUAGUGUUCCGGUGCCAGAAUUCAGCCCGAAGUCGGGGAUAAAGAUCGCGGUGACAGACGCGCAGCUGCAACAGGGGAACGACGACAUGGACGCCGACCGCGUGCAGAACAUGAUCGCCGAGCUGCCGCCGCCCAGCAAGCUGGCCAACCUAACGAUCUCCCCUCUGGACUUCGAGAAAGACGACGACAGCAACUUCCACAUGGACUUCAUCGUGGCGGCGUCCAACCUGCGCGCUGCCAACUACAAGAUCCCGCCCGCCGACCGCCACCGCAGCAAGCUCAUCGCCGGCAAGAUCAUCCCCGCCAUCGCCACCACCACCAGCGUCGUCGCCGGCCUCGUCUGCCUCGAACUGUACAAGCUCGCUCAAGGCUUCAACACUUUGGAGGUCUUCAAGAACGGCUUCGUCAAUCUCGCUCUGCCCUUCUUCGGCUUCUCUGAGCCCAUCGCCGCCCCAACUAACACAUAUUACGAUAAAAAGUGGACCCUAUGGGACCGCUUCGAGGUCAAAGGCGAGAUCACGCUCCAGCAGUUCCUAGACUACUUCAAGAACGAGCACAAGCUGGAGAUCACGAUGUUGUCGCAGGGGGUGUGCAUGCUGUACUCGUUCUUCAUGCCGGCGCCGAAGCGGCAGGAGCGACUCAACCUGCCCAUGUCGGAGGUGGUCCAGAAAGUGUCCAAGAAGAAGCUCGAGCCGCACGUGAAGGCGCUCGUGUUCGAGCUGUGCUGCAACGACGACGACGGCAACGACGUGGAGGUGCCCUACGUCAAGUACACCCUGCCCUAGUGCCGCCCACGUCGUCAGAUCACGAGCCCAAAUUCCCGACAUCAAUCGACGAUGUGAAACGAGCAUUUUCAUGGCAUUUAAAGCAUAAUAGUUACCGUUACCAGUGAUGGUCCUACCAAUUUCGCAACGGAAAGGUGUUUUCGGAUGAGAUUGUCGAUGUGGAUUAGGUAUAAUAUUUGAUAAGCUCGUGAGUGCCUCUGAGUGCCCGCGCCGCGCCCGCGGCCGUGUGUACAGUGAUAGUGAAUACUGUGUGACGUUUUCCUUAUUUUGUGCUUUAGAACACGCUUUUAAACUUAUCGUCGUAUCCUAAACGUUCAUAUAUUUAUAGUAGAAUGGUUUGCUCACGUCUCAACGCGAACAGAAACGCGCUAGAUAUAUUUUUUUAUUUCGUCGAAUUACAUUGAUUUACACAAAAAUUGUAUCGGAUAUUUAUAAUGUUGAAAUCAGAUGGGUCUGUAUAUGAAAAGAAAAUAAAUAAAAUUUGAGCA
This is a messenger RNA of Pectinophora gossypiella (pink bollworm), 3947 nucleotides long. RefSeq names its product ubiquitin-like modifier-activating enzyme 1 (gene Uba1). Lineage: Eukaryota; Metazoa; Arthropoda; Insecta; Lepidoptera; Gelechiidae. Bases 328 to 3459 code for a protein of 1043 amino acids. Gene Ontology annotation, cellular component: SUMO activating enzyme complex; cytoplasm. Gene Ontology annotation, biological process: protein sumoylation. The record is from RefSeq and is a predicted model, not a curated record. The transcript has 9 exons. Gene Ontology annotation, molecular function: SUMO activating enzyme activity.